Molecule: messenger RNA, 1401 nt
Organism: Cryptococcus wingfieldii CBS 7118
Lineage: Eukaryota; Fungi; Basidiomycota; Tremellomycetes; Tremellales; Cryptococcaceae
Product: pre-mRNA-splicing factor PRP46
Exons: 8
Coding region: 1-1401 (466 amino acids)
Biological process (GO): mRNA splicing, via spliceosome
Cellular component (GO): precatalytic spliceosome; Prp19 complex; catalytic step 2 spliceosome
Molecular function (GO): protein binding
Source: RefSeq, a predicted model, not a curated record
AUGUCUGUAGCUGCCCAAGAACAGCCCGGUCCCUCGGCCCAACACACCCUUCCCAACCUCGCAGAUCUCGUCAAGGCAGGUACAAAGAGGACAAGAGUCGUCUAUGCCGGCGAAGGGGCCAGUAUCGAUGACGGUCUUGCCAGAGCAAACAAGAUAAAACUCGCGACAAAGCUGGGCAUCGAGUACAAGGAUGUCCAGACAUUACCGCCUAUAUUGCAAUCUCAGACAGCUGGCCCAGCCGGACCCAAACGACCUAGCCAGGCUGCUAUCGCUGCCCCUGGAGCUGCAGCUGCCGGCGUCAAGCUCAUUGGAGGACCAGAGGCGCGGUCGACUUCGUCCAGUGGUCCUCAAGCGCCCGAACCCCAAGCCCUCGUCAAGUUCAGACAUCAACAGGGAUACGCAGCGGAGGGGGGUCAAGCAGGCUCGCGUUUGUCGCAGGCAUUGAUGCGGAAGAAGGAGGCGAGGGAGAUCAAGCCGGAAUAUCACCCGCAAUGGAAACUUUCAAGAGUCAUUUCUGGACAUAUGGGAUGGGUGCGAGCUGUUGCAGUGGAUCCUGGAAAUCAGUGGUUUGCGACUGGGGCUGGAGACCGAGUGGUCAAGAUCUGGGACCUUGCUUCCGGAGAGCUCAAGCUCUCAUUGACAGGUCACAUCUCUACCAUCCGUGGUCUCGCUGUAUCAGACCGUCAUCCAUACUUGUUCUCCUGCGCUGAAGACAAGAUGGUCAAAUGCUGGGAUUUGGAGACAAACAAGGUCAUCCGACACUACCAUGGUCACUACUCUGGUGUCUACUCGCUAUCGGUACAUCCCACACUGGAUGUCUUGGUCACUGCCGGUCGAGAUGCGGCUGUUCGAGUAUGGGACAUGAGGACAAGAGCCAACGUGCACACUCUUACCGGACACACCAGCACCGUUGCAGAUGUCAAGACUCAGGACUCUGAUCCCCAAAUCAUCUCUGGCAGUAUGGACAGCACCGUUCGGCUGUGGGAUUUGGCCGCAGGCAAAUGUAUGCAAACCCUCACGCACCACAAAAAAUCCGUCCGCGCCCUAGCCAUCCACCCCACCGAAUACUCCUUCGCCUCUGGCUCCGCCGGUGGCAACAAUAUCAAAAAGUGGAAAUGUCCGGAAGGCACUUUCGUCAACAACUUUGUGGGGCAUGAGGCGAUUAUCAAUACGAUGAGCGUCAAUUCAGAGGGGGUGCUGUUCUCGGGUGCGGACAAUGGGACACUGACCAUGUGGGAUUGGAAGACGGGACUGCCGUUCCAACAUUUGAAGGAUAUCCCUCAGCCGGGGUCGCUUGACGCCGAGGCUGGUGUGUUCUGUUCGACGUUUGACAAGACGGGGACGAGACUUAUCACUGGUGGGGCUGAUAAGACCAUCAAGAUCUAUUCGGAGCAGGCGUAG